Messenger RNA from Salmo salar (Atlantic salmon), 3070 nucleotides. It is a transcript of the gene tango2, whose product is annotated as transport and golgi organization 2 homolog. Gene Ontology annotation, cellular component: Golgi apparatus. Gene Ontology annotation, biological process: protein secretion; Golgi organization. NCBI's taxonomy places the organism in Eukaryota, Metazoa, Chordata, Actinopteri, Salmoniformes, Salmonidae. The record is from RefSeq and is a predicted model, not a curated record.
UUGGUUUUAACGUGGCAUUAGCGAGCUAACGUAACAAUGACAUCGCCUACAGGUGUGAUCGGGGACUUCGAUUGGAGAAGUUGUUUCUGCCUGUCUUCAUACUGUACUACCAAUUACAAAUUGGAUGAGCGUUCACGUGCAUUUUCCCCAUCGAAUGUACACGUUUUUUUCCCCGUCAUAUUUACAAGUUCCCGACAUGACAUGAUAUGAACGCGACAUUAGUAUCGGCGAAUCACAGUGUGUGUUGCUCGAUGGUCGCCAUCGAAGUGGAUGCACCCGAUUUACACCCGGGCCAUUCUGGAACCAUCCACGGGGCGAGCGGAGUUCUCAUUCGUCCAGUGACAUUGAACUGAAAGUUCCGGUCUAGCCUACUGACAAACUAAAUCAAAUGCAACCUAUAUGUGCGAAUACGUUUUUUUAUUUUUUAUUAGCCAACCGAAUGAAUUGAUCUUCAGAAGCAAGUGUAACAGUGAGUACGUUUUACUUUACUCAAACUCUUGUCAACAUGUCCAAGUUUUGAAAUUGACCGUGCCCAGUGUAAGAGAGCGUCCCCCACCCCUAACAGCCACAUGUGUAUCAUCUUCUUCAAGUUCGACCCUCGGCCUGCAUCCAAAAAUGCCUACAGGCUAAUUUUGGCUGCAAACAGAGAUGAGUUCUACAACAGGCCAUCCAAAGCUGCAGACUUUUGGGCGAGCAACAGCGAAAUCCUCAGUGGGCUGGACCUGGAGGAGGGGAAGGAAGGAGGGUCAUGGCUGGGGAUCAACAAGAGGGGCAAGCUGGCCGCACUGACCAAUUACCUGGAGGGAAGGCCCAAUCCAGACGCACAAGGAAGAGGGUUCCUGGUGUCCAAUUUCCUGACCGAUCAGAGCCAGGACAGCUACUCCUACCUGAAGAGGGUGUCAUCUGAGGGACAUCUCUACAAUGGCUUCAACCUCCUCACCGCUGAGUUCAAGGCCAAAGAAGACACUGUGUGUUACUAUGGAAACAGGGGCAGCGCCGAACCCAUCCGUCUAAAUCCAGCAGGAAUCUAUGGUUUGAGUAACUCCCUGUUGGAGACCCCAUGGAGGAAGCUGCAGCAUGGGAAGAGACUGUUUACCAGCGUAGUGAACCAGACACUGCCUUGUGACAGCCUGGUCCAUGAUCUGCUCAACGUCCUCAACAACGAGGAGCUGAACACCCCUGACCCGGCCCAGGAGAGCCAGGGUGAAGGGUACAGCAGCCACAUGCUCCGGUCCCUGUCCUCUGUGUGUGUUCGCUCCCCGCAUUACGGCACAAGGACCAAUACCAUUAUCCUAAUAGACGCAUCAGGGAACGUGACCUUCACAGAGCGCACCAUGCUCAACUGUGACGUCAGCCAAUGGAGCACAAGCUCUUUCCAGUUCAAAAUCCAGAACUGAAGACAGCUAAAUGGGGCUAUAUGGGAAUCACACUCUGUGCCUUUCUGCAUCCAACCGCCUCCCUAUCCCUCCUUCUUCCACAGCAAGCUCUGGCUUCACAAUAGUGAAAUGAACAUGAAGAUUGAUUUGCCAUUUUAAAAUGGUGGAGGUGGGAGAGAGUCAAAUGAUUGCACUUUUUUUUCUGAUAAUUUGUUGCACUUUUCAUGCAAUUUUCUUUGGGAAAUACGUUUUAGCUUGACUUAGACAUAGGACAGUGUGAAUUAAUCAAAUCCUACAUAAUGGGUGCUAUUCUUAUUUUGUUAAUUGGAUUAAAAUAUUAUUUUGAGGUGUGUGCUUAAGUGUAUUGCCAAAGAACAAAUGUAAUUUAAUAAGCAAAGUAAAUUAUUUACAUUUAACAUUGCAUCUAUUUUCUCAACACUGGCUUUGUGGCUCAGUCUGCCUUCAACUAGCCAAGUUUGUUUGUAUCUUCAGUUGAAGUGUAAAAUGCUAACACUCUUAGAAGCAGCAGCAGCCAUCAAUAUCCUUCUAAAAUUCUGUAAUAAGAAUGACCGGUUUGGUUUCCUAAACUCAAGUCGGGCGUUUAACUUUCCUGUGACAGAAAUAUAAAGGCAUAUUGUAACAGCCUGCCUUGUAGAAUAAUAGUUAUAAUUGCCACAGAUUUUGACUUUGCGACCGAGGUUUGCUUGUUAAGUAAAACACAGGAAAGCACUUCAAAUGUUUUUCUAAGUGGUAAACAAAGUGUUUUUCUUUGUUUUCCUGCCUUGUUCCACAUACUGCAUAGGAGAGACAUUUCACAGCAAGGAAAACAAACUAAAAUGAUUAUUUUUGUCACUCACAUCUGCAGUGUUCGGUCUCUGUUUCUUACCUACUUAUUCACAUUUGUGAGUGACUGUUACAAAUUGUGUUGAUGAUGUACCGCCAAUGAGGAUCCUUCAAUGGUUUUAUGUUACUGACCUCCGGUAUCCAUAGAAGUACAGAAACCUGUUUACCACAUCACUGGUGUCUUGAUAUAAAUUGUGAAUAUAGUACUUUUUAAUCUGUAUUUAUAUAACCAUUUUCUGUGUUUGCAGAACACGGGAGAUGUUAUAGAACUCCAGCAAAAAAGUCUAGCUGCAUGUUGCUUAUGAGUGCAUUUCACACAACUUUUGGAUUAUAAUUGGAUUUUAAGGCUUUUAUGAAUGUUCUGCGUAAUAUAAUGUUGGUGUCAUCAUCGCAAACCAACUGGAUUAUACUUCAACCAGUAAAAUGGCUCUUAGGCUGUAGGAAAAAGCUAGCCAAUGUCAAUGAGCGUUAGCAUUCUAGCUAACAAUUGCUGCAUCCAAAAUAGUUAUUUUGCAAAGAUCACAACCAAAUAUAAUUUUAGCGAUUGUUAAAGCAAGAAUCAAAGCAUCAUUGUAAGCGUAUGAGAACCCCAAAAGUUAUUUUGUUUACAAGUAAUAAAACGGUAAAUCUAGGCUAUGUUGAAUUGGCGCAGAUGGCUUUCUUACUGCCGCCAAGAGUAGCGCGCAUCUAUGCGUUACGUCAGAGUGUCGUAUACUGGAAAAGGGUCUACUGCAAAUGUAAUGUAUUCUUACAAGAAUAGACCUGAUCAGGCAAUUUUAUUAGACAAUCGCAAGUUUAUUAACGCAAUGUCGUGUAUGGUUUGUCGCUGAAUAAAACUGUGGCCAUUGCAA